UUGUUUUUCUAAAAAUAAUAACAAUCACAUCAUAUUACCACAAACUGCAAAGAGAGGAUGGAGCGCGUGCAACAGUGCGCGUGCGUCCAAUCCAGGCUCGUGCAUCUGUCCACCUGCUGAAAUGCUGGAGGCAGACUGCUGUCAGUGCUCACCGCAAAACAAAAACGCACCGGACAAAACUGAACAGUGCUCUCUUAAACACUUUUUAAAUCAGUUAGAAAUGUUCGUCCUUCAUAUCCAACUUUGUUCCAACUAACAUCUAGAAGUUUGAGACUUUUUUUUAAAGUGAACAUUGUGUGAUGGACGUGCGCUUUGGACAGGUGCCACUCACCGUUACGCACAGGCACGGCGGGGUGAACCAGCUCGGCGGUGUCUUCAUUAACGGGCGCCCGUUACCGCACGUGGUGAGACAACGCAUCGUGGAGUUUGCUCAGCGGGGCGUGCGUCCCUGUGAGAUCUCCCGCAGGCUACGCGUGAGUCACGGCUGUGUCAGCAAAAUACUGGCCAGGUACAAUGAGACAGGAAGCAUCAGACCAGGAGUGAUUGGAGGCUCUAAGCCCAAAGUGGCCACUCCCAGAGUUGUGCAAACAAUCCUGCAUCUGAAACACACCAACCCCACCAUGUUCGCCUGGGAGAUCCGAGACAGGCUGCUGCUGGAGCGAGUGUGUGACCACGACAGCGUGCCCAGCAUCAGCUCCAUCAACAGGAUCAUUAGAAACAAAGUCCAAUCAGAGUCUUGUGAAGUUGUGUCAUCAGCAUCAUCUGUCACCAUGGAGACAAGUUACUGCUCCGAGUCCACCUACUCCAUCAGCGGCAUUCUGGGAAUCAGGAAAUGCAGCAGCAAACAUGAGGAAGGAGGGGAUGUCUCCUGCUACCAAGACCAGACAUGUUCCUGUAAUGACACCUGGGGAUGGUCUGAACCCUGCCUCGCCUCUUUCUCCAGCCUCACCUUUCACCCUGGUUUGCCAGCUCAUGAUAAUCCAGACCUCUUAGGGCCCCCGUGUCAUUACAGCUAAACAGGGCUACAAAAGCCCUCAGAAGAAAGAUCAUCCCCUCAGCGGCAAAACAAGAAGAUUUUACAGGUUACUUGACUGAAACUAUAAUUAUUACAACCCGGCUUACAUCAUUUACAAACAUGUUGAAAUAAA
This is a messenger RNA of Larimichthys crocea (large yellow croaker), 1148 nucleotides long. Its product is annotated as paired box protein Pax-5-like. Lineage: Eukaryota; Metazoa; Chordata; Actinopteri; Sciaenidae. The coding region runs from base 300 to 1016 and encodes 238 amino acids. Gene Ontology annotation, biological process: regulation of transcription by RNA polymerase II; anatomical structure development. The transcript has 7 exons. The record is from RefSeq and is a predicted model, not a curated record. Gene Ontology annotation, molecular function: DNA-binding transcription factor activity, RNA polymerase II-specific; RNA polymerase II cis-regulatory region sequence-specific DNA binding.